AUGGCAGCCAUCCAACGCCCAGCUACUCCUUAUCCUCAUUUCGCCGAAAUAACCCACGCUUCCACUUCAUCAUACAGUCCUUCUCACUCCAUAAACUUCCCAAUGAAACCCGUUUACACCCCAACUCCCCCUUCCCUCCUCGCUCGAGCAGCUUCAGGCUCUUUACCACGUAUUCGAGCACCUCAUAGUCCCAACCCAUCUAAAAGUCGAAAGAUCGAAUUACCUUCUUCUUACCCAAACAGACCUUCGUUCAGUCCUAUAGGAAGACGUUCUACCAGUUCACAAUCAUCCAUUUAUUCAUAUACUUCUAUCUCUGCUCGAUCUUCCGUAUCUUCACAAUCAUCCCAAUCAUCUCAGUACCACGAAACAUCGGAAGUAUCUGAAAAACCGUUACCACUCACACCGAAGAUAACGAAUGACAUGGAGUAUUCGGUUCCGGAUGAAGCUUACCUACAACCCGCUUCGUAUCCCUCUCGACCGACUUUCAAGAGACGCGAUACGCCGAGACCUACGGCGAGAGCUGUGGAAACGAUGCAGGAGAAUGAGGAUGGGAAUGGGAUGAGAACAGAGAGGAAGUCGACUUUGACUAGCGUGGUGGAUGGUGGGAAAUGGGUUAUUUUGGGAUGA
Tremella mesenterica DSM 1558 is the source of this 627-nucleotide messenger RNA. RefSeq lists its product as uncharacterized. Lineage: Eukaryota; Fungi; Basidiomycota; Tremellomycetes; Tremellales; Tremellaceae. The transcript has a single exon. The record is from RefSeq and is a predicted model, not a curated record. The coding region runs from base 1 to 627 and encodes 208 amino acids.